CGCCGGAAGUGGUGGGAGUCAGAAGUUUUGCGAGCCAGGGCCUGAGAGAGGUCAAGGGUCAGUGCAAAGCCAGGGAGGAGAUGGUGAAGCAGACCAUCCAGAUUUUCGCCAGGGUGAAGCCCACUGUCCGGAAGCAGCAACAAGGGAUUUAUUCCAUAAAUGAAGAUGAAAAAUUAACACCUCGCUUGGAAAUUAUCUUACCUCGUGAUUUGGCAGAUGGAUUUGUGAAUAAUAAGCGAGAAAGCUACAAAUUUAAAUUUCAAAGGAUUUUUGAUCAGGAUGCAAACCAAGAGACCAUUUUUGAAAACAUUGCCAAACCAGUUGCUGAGAGUGUCUUGGCAGGUUAUAAUGGUACCAUCUUUGCGUAUGGGCAAACAGGCAGCGGUAAGACAUUCACCAUCACAGGUGGGGCAGAGCGCUACAGUGACAGAGGCAUUAUCCCAAGGACACUGUCGUAUAUUUUUGAGCAAUUACAAAAGGACAGCAGCAAAAUAUAUACAACGCACAUUUCCUACUUGGAAAUCUACAAUGAAUGUGGUUAUGAUCUUUUGGAUCCAAGACAUGAAGCCUCCGGUUUGGAAGAUUUGCCAAAAGUGACAAUAUUGGAGGACCCUGAUCAGAACAUUCACCUGAAAAACCUGUCUCUUCAUCAGGCAGCCACAGAGGAGGAAGCUCUGAAUCUGCUUUUCUUAGGAGACACCAACAGAAUGAUUGCAGAGACUCCUAUGAACCAAGCUUCAACUCGUUCCCACUGCAUUUUCACUAUUCACUUGUCAUGCAAGGAACCAGGAGCUGUAACUGUCCGACAUGCCAAACUUCAUUUGGUUGACCUGGCUGGCUCAGAGCGAGUUGCAAAGACCGGAGUAGGGGGUCUACUACUAACAGAGGCCAAGUAUAUCAACUUGUCACUCCAUUACUUAGAACAGGUUAUUAUUGCCCUUUCAGAAAAACACCGUUUGCAUAUUCCCUAUAGGAACUCCAUGAUGACCAGCGUCCUAAGAGACAGUUUGGGAGGGAACUGCAUGACCACCAUGAUUGCAACACUCUCUUUAGAGAAAAGGAAUAUUGACGAGUCUAUAUCUACCUGCAGAUUUGCCCAACGAGUGGCACUCAUAAAGAAUGAAGCUGUUCUUAAUGAAGAAAUUGAUCCCAAACUGAUGAUAACGCGCCUACAAAAAGAAAUCCAGGAACUGAAGGAUGAACUGGCCAUCGUCACCGGGGAGCAGAGGACAGAGGCACUCACAGAAGCAGAGCUCCUUCAGCUGGAAAAACUAAUAACAUCCUUUUUGGAAGACCGGGAUCCAGAAAGUAGACUAGAGGUUGGCGGCGAUAUGCGUAAAAUUCAUCAUUGUUUCCAUCAUUUAAAGAAACUCCUGAAUGACAAGAAGAUUCAUGGAAAAAGCAUAGUCUCCUCUGAAAUCAAAGAGCAAGACUGCCAAGAACCAGUGAAUAUAAAAGAGGAAGAGUAUAAAAAGCUACAAGAUAUUCUGCAGCAGAGAGAGAAUGAAAUCAAUAUUCUGGUCAAUAUGUUAAAGAAAGAAAAGAAGAAAGCUCAAGAUGCUCGCCACUUACCCAGUAUGGAUAGCAGUGAGCUUAGACACUCGCCGAGCUCACCCUUCCCGUCUGGGAACCUAAAGAGUUCGAGGACUUUACUAGCCUCAACUCCCACACAGGCCCAGGACGUCAGCACUUGUGGGCCCAGAUCCACUUUGCUGUACAGAAAAACAGGGAUGAGAGAGGAAAUGUCAUUAGGACGUCAGGAGGCUUUUGAAAUCUUCAGGAGAGACCACGCUGACAGCGUUACCAUCGAGGACAACAAGCAGAUCCUGAAACAGAGAUUUUCUGAAGCAAAGGCUCUGGGAGAGAGUUUAAAUGAAGCAAGAAGUAAAAUUGGUAAGCAGAAGUUCCUCUUAACCCGUCGGCAUCUCCCCUCUACAGGCAUCUCAGAAAACAUAGCCACACCCUCGAUGCCAGACUCACUGGAAGAGAAGCUGCGAUCACAACUGGAGGAGGAAAAGAGAAGGUAUAAGACGAUGUUCAUGCACCUGAAGGCCCUGAAGGUGGAGAUCGAGCACUUGCAGCUGCUCAUGGACAAAUCCAAGGUCAAGCUGCAGAAAGAGUUUGAAGCCUGGUGGGCAGAGGAAGCCACCAGCCUGCAGGUAAAUCCUCCAGCAGCAAACUCACCCAGUCACAUGAAGCCCCUUCUCCAGAUGCCUGAAUCCCAGCAAGAAAGGUCCCAGCUUCUCUCAAACCCAAGUGAGGUGAAUGCCAGGAAAACGGUGCACUUGCCUGGCGCCAUCCUGCACAGCCAGGAGCAGAGCAGCACCAGCGCCCCCCUGAAAGACAGCAUCCCUGAGAAGCCAGUGUCAUCCAUCCCUCUCACCGGGGACAGCCAGACAGACUCCGACAUCCUGGCAUUCAUCAAGGCCAGACAGAGCAUCCUGCAGAAGAAAUUGGCCUGGGAGUUCUCAACGUGCAGAAGGGCACAGAACCAUGAGUCCAGAAGGAACCCGUCACCUUCAGGAGCUCAGGUCUCCAGUAAGCGUCCAGCCGUGCACUGUGGCCGCAAGGACGGAGUACAGAUGAAGAAGCCCAGGAAUGGCUGCGACAGGCCAGGCUGGACAUCAGAGCCAAGGAUGAGGCAAUGGAAUGCAGGGCACCUUGAGAGCUGGUCCUGACCACACAGACCAAACCCUCCACUGUCCUCCUCACGGCCCGGGAGACAGAGGCCACGCCUUGAUCAGCUGUGUCUCCAGGGAGCCACCCACCUUGCCAGGUCUAAGGACGCUGCAGCACCCAGAGAGCAAUGGAUGGCUCCCGGCAGCUCUGCAGAGAGCGCGAGGCAACACGGGCACCUUGGACCUCACCCCCUCCCCCAGCUACAUGGGGCUCUGCGGGAUGGGAACUGAGACUCCCCACUCCCACGGGGGAAACGUGGCUGCUGGGGUCUUGUCUCAGGGAGCCCUCUCGGCCCUCCUGGCCUGGCUCCCAAUGCAGAUCCCACCCUCAGGAGGCCCGCAGAGAACCACCACCUCACGGCGGCAAGGUUCCAAGCCAGCUGCAGUGUGGAGGGAGGACGGGGUACAGGAACGGUACCAAGAAUGAAGCUAAGAGAAUAAAGCUGCCGCCCAGUGCUCCUUGAUCUCUGUCCUAUAAAUUCGGCACCUCACCACCUGGGGGGAGAGCAGAGAGAACACAGUUUAACUGGCUUAUUUCCUCCAACCCCCACCCCAUCCCGCUCAAGACAGGUAAAAAGAUCAUGCAGAAGACAAACCGUUACGUUCCAAAGCUGGACGGGCCCACAGAGCCCCUCUUGUCCACACCCACACUUAUAUAACUGGGAAACCGGAGCAAAGGCAAGGACCUGGCUUGCAAGUAGCUAGCUGGUGGCACGUGUCCCCUCUUCAGGGGGCUUCCCUGACCGCCCCAACUCAUUACUCUCUAUCCCAUUACUCUGUUUUAUUUUCUUCAUCACUAUGUGACAUACCGCCUUUCUUUAUUUGCUUAUUUCUUGAUGGCCUGCAACCUGUACCCCCCACCAAGAUCAAAGCUGCAUGACAACAGGGACCCAUCUGUCUGCUGCGCAUCACUGUGUCCCCAGCACAAGGUGGCUCUCCACACAUACCCCUUUGAUUAAUGAGCGGCAGAGUCAGAAUGCAGCUCUCCUGCCCCUCGGGCUGCUGUCACUCGCAGGGCUUCACUCUGGCUCUGUGACUGAAGCCUAGGAAGGCAGG
This is a messenger RNA of Manis javanica (Malayan pangolin), 3734 nucleotides long. The record is from RefSeq and is a predicted model, not a curated record. NCBI's taxonomy places the organism in Eukaryota, Metazoa, Chordata, Mammalia, Pholidota, Manidae.